This is a messenger RNA of Eurytemora carolleeae, 1370 nucleotides long. RefSeq names its product ankyrin repeat domain-containing protein 54. The record is from RefSeq and is a predicted model, not a curated record. Gene Ontology annotation, molecular function: protein binding; phosphatase regulator activity; enzyme inhibitor activity. Bases 85 to 852 code for a protein of 255 amino acids. NCBI's taxonomy places the organism in Eukaryota, Metazoa, Arthropoda, Copepoda, Calanoida, Temoridae. Gene Ontology annotation, cellular component: cytoplasm. The transcript has 9 exons.
UAGGUUGUUGAUAUAUCUCCUCCCCAGCCCUCCCUCCCCUCUCCGCCUCUUCUCUCCACCAAGCCUAGCUCCCCCAAGGAAUUUAUGGAUCUCGGCGCCACCCCCAAUGGAUCUACUCUAUAUAUCGCGGCGUAUGAAUAUCAGGAAAAGCCUCAAACUAACCUCAGAACAAAGAUAAAAAGUUCUGGGUUUAGGAGUAAAUACAAUUCACACGUUGGUAACGACUGGUCCAGAAUCAAGAUGUCCAUUGCUGAGAAAAAGUUACGGAUAGCUGCAAGUACAAAUAAUUCCGAGCAGGUGGAGCAGCUCUGCCAAAAUGGUGUUAAUGUCAGGUGUUUCGAUGAACAUCAGCGAAGUCCCUUACAUUUUGCUGCUGCCAUGGGUUACUCUGAAGUUGCAGAGAUCUUACUUAAGCAUGGAGCUGACCCUAAUCAGAAGGAUAAACUAGGAAAUACAGCUCUGCACCUGGCAGCGUGUACCAACCAUGUACCUGUUGUAACUCUACUACUUCGAGCUGGAACUGAUAUUACAACUAUUGAUAACAACGGAAGAACUCCUAUGCAACUUGCUCAAGCGAAGUUAAAGAUAUUACAACGAAGUAGUUCCACUCAAAAAGAAAUGUCCCAGGUAAAGGAUGAAGUAAGUGGAGUACUGGAGAUGAUGAGGGAAUAUCUCAAGAAGGUUUUACAGUCAAGAGAUACAGAUAGACCUGGAGGAACAGAAGAGGUUUAUUCACAGCUCAUUAAUUCAUUUUCUCAACGUCUUAGUCUGCAUACUUCACACAGUGACCUUAGUAACGAUCUUGGCAAUCUACUUCAGUCAUUGGGGACUCUUAACCUGAACACUCCCUGAACCUGAACCGUGAACGCUCUCUGAACUCGAAAACUCCCUAAAUCUGAACACUCCAUGAACAUACAAACCCCUGAAGUUUAAGACUCUCUGAACCUGAACACUCCCUGAACCUGAAAGUAACACUGCAAACCACAUAUCUUUCGCCCUCCCCCCCACAUCAUCAAAACAAUUACUGAACUCACUGUACCUGAAACUUUAUCAAAUUAUCUCUGAACUCCUAAGGUUUCCAUUCCCAAACUAAAUUUGAGGUCGGAAUUAAUGAAUUACGAGAAGCAGUUGAACUAUGUUCUUCUCUACUCUCUAGUGAGAGUCGAGACUGAGACAGCACUAAAUAAGAAAUUCUGCUUUCUCUUGCUAUUCACAAGUUCUGAGCUCAGAUAAUAAUCAUUGUAGAAAAUCAUGUUUUCUAAUGAAACGUAUUUGCAAUUUGCAUGGAAUAAUAUCUGCGUCUUUAAUACAUGUUUUCUACUUGUCACUCUUUUACCAUUGUCAAAGCCUAAAAAACGUUGCAAACAAGA